AUGUCGUACGCACAACUCAAGAGCGCAAAGGUCCAUUACACCGACAUAAACCCAAGUCCGUCGGACGUCUCGGACACAGUAGUCUUCGUUCACGGCCUGGGCUCCUCGCAGAACUUUUACAUUCCUCUCACAUACACACUGAAGAAAGUCAAUCGUCGCUUCAUCCUCCUCGAUUCGCCGGGUGCUGCGCGGUCACCUCUGCCGGCUGGAGAUGUUCUCACGGUUCAAUCGCUUGCCGCAACUGUACUCGAGCUUCUCGAGCACCUCGGAGUCGCACAGAAUGUCACGAUAGUCGGACACAGUAUGGGGUGCCUUGUGGCCCUUCACAUCGCACAGCUUGCGCCGGAGAAGGUUGUGGGCUUGGUCCUGUUGGGUCCAGUCUACCCUUCGGCUGGUCUCGCGGAGGUCUUCGAGAAGAGGAUUCCCGCGGUGAAGAAAGAUGGAAUGGAAUCGAUGGCCGCUGUGGUCCCCAACGCCGCUGUGGGCGUGAAGGCCUCGCCACUAACGAGAGCAUUCAUCCGUGAACUUCUACUAGGUCAGACUGUUGACGGCUACGCUGCAUUGUGCAAUGCCAUUGCCACGUCAACUGUUGGGGAUCUGUCAAAGGUCAAGCAGCGUGUCCUGAUCGUUGCUGGUAGUGAAGACAAGAGUGCUCCCAUGGAGGGAUCCCAGAAGUACAACGAGGAGAUCGCAAAUGCAGAGCUUAAGGUUAUCGAUGGUGUUGGUCACUGGCAUGUCGUUGAGGCACCACAGGAGGUUUCAACGAUUGUGGAUGAAUUCUUGGGUGCUUCCACAGUGUAA
Messenger RNA from Tricharina praecox, 801 nucleotides. RefSeq names its product Alpha/Beta hydrolase protein. NCBI's taxonomy places the organism in Eukaryota, Fungi, Ascomycota, Pezizomycetes, Pezizales, Pyronemataceae. The record is from RefSeq and is a predicted model, not a curated record. The transcript has 2 exons. The coding region runs from base 1 to 801 and encodes 266 amino acids.